Arabis nemorensis is the source of this 255-nucleotide messenger RNA. The record is from the annotation of a GenBank genome assembly. Lineage: Eukaryota; Viridiplantae; Streptophyta; Magnoliopsida; Brassicales; Brassicaceae.
AUGGUUCUUCAAAACGAUAUCGAUCUGCUUAACCCACCAGCUGAGCUUGAGAAGAGGAAGCACAAGCUCAAGCGUCUUGUUCAGUCACCAAAUUCCUUCUUCAUGGAUGUGAAAUGCCAAGGAUGCUUCAACAUUACUACCGUUUUCAGUCACUCUCAGACCGUUGUGGUAUGCGGAAACUGCCAGACGGUUCUGUGCCAGCCUACAGGAGGAAAAGCGAGGCUUACCGAAGGAUGCUCUUUCAGGAAAAAGUGA